AGUACAAGUAGCCGCUGUUGUCGUGUAGGGCCAAGCAGCGAUGCACGAGUCGGUCGUCAUGUUCCUUGCGCCCUGGAGCGCGAUCAUGGGCCUGCUCUACCUCACGCCUCUCUCGACCUACAUGGGCGCUAGCAGCCUCACGAUCGUCUUCUUCAUCAGCGCGAUCCUGGCCCUGCAGUUCCUCGUCGUGAAGCGCUCCAACUACAGCAACGUCCGCACGACGCAGGAGCUCCACGUGCGCCGCAAGGUCCAACACGCGGGCACGGGCGUCUUGAUCGUCGUGGCGACCUUUUACGGCUCGGCCCUCGAAGCCGCAGUCAUCUUGGCCAUCUGCGCCUUGACGUUCUACUGUGUGAGCUUCAUGCGUAAGCAGUCCAAGGCCGUCGACGCCAUUUACCUGCAAAUCUUUGGGCCGAUCCUGCGCCAGCACGAAGUCGGUCACCGCCUGCCUGGCGCCUUUUACUUUCUCAUGGGCUCGGCGCUCUCGUUCGUGUUAUACCCCAAGUUCAUUGCCCAGCUCGCCGUCCUGCAUCUCUCGCUUGGUGACCCGUGCGCGUCCUUCUUUGGCAUCACGCUGGGCCAACACUCGACCAAGCUAUGGAACGGCAAGACCCUCGCAGGCGUCAUUGGCUGUUUUCUCGUCUGCCUCCUUUCGAGUGUCGCCUUCCUCACCACGGCGACGCACGAUGCAAUCACGGACCUGAGCACGUUCCAGCAACUUCUCUUGAUGGGCAUGGCGGGCAUUGCUGGCGCGAUCGGCGAAGUCCUCAACGUCGGCUGCGACGACAACCUCUCGAUGCCGCUGUUCUCGGGGCUCUUCAUGACCCUUUUUUACCACGCAAUCCUCGCGCUGUAGAAGACAUGGUUUCUGCUUUGUACCACUUAGCUUAAUAGAGUAUAUUGUGGCAACGGCCCCAUGCCCUUGACGAUGAU
This is a messenger RNA of Saprolegnia parasitica CBS 223.65, 933 nucleotides long. RefSeq names its product phosphatidate cytidylyltransferase. The record is from RefSeq and is a predicted model, not a curated record. Gene Ontology annotation, molecular function: ATP-dependent diacylglycerol kinase activity. Gene Ontology annotation, biological process: phosphatidic acid biosynthetic process. Gene Ontology annotation, cellular component: endoplasmic reticulum membrane. The coding region runs from base 41 to 856 and encodes 271 amino acids. The transcript is spliced from 6 exons. Lineage: Eukaryota; Oomycota; Saprolegniomycetes; Saprolegniales; Saprolegniaceae.